Molecule: messenger RNA, 1157 nt
Organism: Bombus pyrosoma
Lineage: Eukaryota; Metazoa; Arthropoda; Insecta; Hymenoptera; Apidae
Product: clotting factor G beta subunit-like
Exons: 4
Coding region: 1-822 (273 amino acids)
Biological process (GO): proteolysis
Molecular function (GO): serine-type endopeptidase activity
Source: RefSeq, a predicted model, not a curated record
AUGUUUGCAAUAACAGUCGCCGAUGUCCCUUGCGGUCAAGGAAACAUUGCCACACGUACGGCGAGACUCGUUGGAGGACAAAAUGCAAUUCCUCACGAAUUCCCUUGGAUGGUGAGCAUAAGCAGGAAAGGCGGACACUUUUGUGGCGGUACCAUACUUAAUUCAAGAUUCGUCCUGACUGCAGCCCAUUGCCUGUGUUCAGGCAGUUCUAUAAUCCCCACCGGUCAAUUACGGAUCAGCCUCGGCGAGUACAAUCUGAAGGGGCCGGAAGUGCCAGCGUCGAAGGAAGAGAGAGUGACGAACGUUAUCCUGCACUCUGGUCACAAGUGCGGAAAAUACGUGGACGAUAUUGCCCUUCUGGAACUUGCAAGGCCAAUCGCUUGGUCGGAGAGCGUGAAACCCGCCUGUUUACCUGUGGCCACAGGGAAACCAGGGUAUAGCGCCUUCGGCGGGGAACUCGCCAAGGCUGCUGGAUGGGGUUGGUUCGGCGAAGACAGGUCCAAAUAUAAACGAGCGGACGUGUUGCAGAAAGUGGAGGUUCGCGUGAUCGAGAACAACGUAUGUCGCGAGUGGUACGCGAGUCAGGGAAAGUCGACCCGCGUCGAGUCGAAGCAAAUGUGCGCCGGCCACGAAGAAGGUGGCCGCGACUCUUGCUGGGCUGAUAGUGGCGGACCUUUGAUGAUCGGAAGUCAAGCCGAUGGUAACAUAAUGGUGGUGGGGGUGGUCUCAUCAGGAGUGGGUUGCGCACGACCACGACUUCCGGGUAUAUACACUAGAGUCUCGGAAUACAUACCCUGGAUCACGCAACACGUACUACGAUGAAACGAAACUCGAAGCUUUCCAUUCGCUUCACUUUCCGCGGAACUGCCUCUAUAGACUUCGAAACGCAUUUUCUCUUCGCGUAUUUAAAGAAAAAGAGCGAAGUACCAUAAGAAGAUCGAUCUUGUCAAAUAUGUAACAUAUUUUUUUCGUUGAAGAAAUUUCGAAGCAGAAACCGAUGCUUGAAUUAGUCUUAAUGGAGAUUCUUAAAUUAUUGAGAACUUACUUUAAAAGAUAGAUGUAGAAAACUAAUAUAAAGUAUAAGACGCGAUUUGUAAUACAAAUUUCGCUGAUCGCAGCAAGACUAUAGGUUUAUAGAAUAAAGUUAUUAAUUAAAU